ACGGAGCUGGGCACGGUGCGAGGGAAGGGGGAAGGGGGAACAGGGCUCCCUAAGGGACCCGAGCGGAGCCCCGAGGCUGCCCGGCGGAGCUGAGACACCCAAGAUGUUUGCUUUUGCCCCUGGAUCUUCCAGCCCCCACGGCCUGCGAGGCCUUUGCCUCCACCAGCUCAUCUUCCUUCUCCUCCUUCUCCUCCUCCUCCUCCUCCUCUCCCCCUGACCACCCAGCCUGGUCACCGGGGACACCAUGGCCGGCAUCCUCUGGCCAUCUGGACUCAAUGGCACGGCCGUGCCCGGCUGGGGCAAUGCCACGGCCACAGCCACGGCCACUGUGGCCAAGUGCUCCCUGACCAAGACCGGCUUCCAGUUCUACUACCUGCCCGCCGUCUACAUCCUGGUCUUCCUGGCCGGCUUCCUGGGCAACAGCGUGGCCAUCUGGAUGUUCGUCUUCCACAUGAAGCCGUGGAGCGGCAUCUCCGUGUACAUGUUCAACCUGGCCCUGGCCGACUUUCUGUACGUGCUCACCCUGCCGGCCCUCAUCUUCUACUACUUCAACAAGACCGACUGGAUCUUCGGUGACCCCAUGUGCAAACUGCAGCGCUUCAUCUUCCACGUGAACCUGUACGGCAGCAUCCUGUUCCUCACCUGCAUAAGCGUGCACCGCUACACUGGCGUGGUCCACCCGCUCAAGUCCCUAGGCCGGAUGCAGAAGAAGCAUGCUGUCUACAUCAGCGCCCUGGUCUGGGGCGUCGUGGUGGCUGGUAUCUCACCCAUCCUCUUCUACUCGGGUACCGGCGUCCGCAAGAACAAGACAGUCACCUGCUACGACACCACCUCUGAUGACUACCUGAGGAGCUACUUCAUCUACAGCAUGUGCACCACUGUGGCCAUGUUCUGCAUCCCCUUCGUGCUGAUCCUGGGCUGCUACGGGCUGAUCGUCAAGGCCCUGGUGUACAAGGAUUUGGACAACUCCCCGCUUCGCCGGAAGUCCAUCUACCUGGUCAUCAUCGUGCUGACCGUCUUCGCCGUGUCCUAUCUCCCCUUCCACGUGAUGAAAACCUUGAACCUGAGGGCCAGGCUGGAUUUCCAGACCCCGGACAUGUGCGCCUUCAACGACAGGGUUUACGCCACCUACCAGGUGACGCGGGGCCUGGCCAGCCUCAACAGCUGUGUGGACCCCAUCCUCUACUUCCUGGCUGGAGAUACCUUCCGGAGACGGCUGUCCAGGGCCACCAGGAAAGCUUCGAGAAGAAGUCCCAGGAUGUCCAGCCCUGCUGCAGGCAGCUGUGUCCUCCUCCAGCACAAUCCUGCUCUGAGUAUGCGCUGCGCCGGGCCAUCCCAGCCAUCUCCUGUUGGAGGACCAUCACUCUAGUCAGGCGCUAGAGAGCGAGUAGGGGUCAAUCUCAGUCUCCUCUUCGCUCCUGGGCAACUUUCUUCCAGUUAUCUCUAGAGAAAGACAGGAGGCAAGAAAUAGUGAUGCUAUGCCAAAGAGUAAUAAGCCUGACUCCUGAAACCCUCUCGGGCUAUCCGUGCCCCGGGAGAGACCUUGCUGAAUAGGCCAGCCUAGCGUGGAACCCUUGAAGGGAUUUGUUUGGAGCAGCUGUCUGCAGGCUGUAGCAGGGCUGGUCUUCAGGAUCUGGAAAGAGGAUUUGGGGCAGCUGAAGAGACUCGAGUAAGUCUAGAUCUCGAGGAUCUGAAAUUCUGUGUGGCGAGGAGAAGGCGUCAUCUGUGGUCUCUUGGCCGGGUAGCGUGUUAGGAAAAGUUUUCCCUUUCAGGAGAUCAACAGGAUUUGGAGUAGAUAAAAAUCAGACUGUUCCAAACGGUGGGUUUUUUUAAUGUUUUAAAAAUAAAUUUCAAGACUAACUAAAGCUCAAAUAAAUCCUGAUAUGGUAACUUCUUAUUCUAUAUUGUAAUAUUUGAGACCAAAUAAAUAUACCUGUUCAUCUUUUUAGAAAAGUUUUAGAAAGAGGUGACAAAAGGCCAUGGGUUAGACUAGAGGCAGGGGACUUCCCGGAGGUUUCCCUCUAGAUUAGCAAAGAUUAAAUAAAACUUCUCUAUCUCAUGGGGCUCGGGGCUAAUUACUAGAAGACCCUGUUAAGGAUUUCCGUGAAUUUGUGUCUCCAGGGAAAAUAUCCUUGAUAGGAGUUUGUGGAAAUGAGGGUAUAUACAGCUCAUUAUCCUAAUCAGCCCUAGUGUCUUUGCAAUUUUGAGUUCACAAAGUUAAACCCUCACUCCUCUCCAAAAGUGCAAAGUCGUGAGAAGAUAAAUGCUGGCUGGAGAAAAGAGAUGGAACAUAUUCCAGAAGUCAAAAGAUACAAGAUUCAGAGUCUAGGCUUGCUACUGACUUGAAAUCUAUUGAGCAAAUGAUGUGGUAACAGGCUUGCUGAGUUGUGACAGUACCUCUCUGGGAAUAUUUUUCGUAUGCAGCUAGGAAAAAUCUCAGGUUACUGCGCUAGGUAGAAAUUGGGCAAUAAAGUGGUAUUUUCAACACUGGCAAAGAAAAAACUCUUAAUGGGUCCUGAGGUCAUAUGCCAGUCAGCUUUUAUGACAAUUAAAAAAAUAACUUUCAUUUUUGGGACGCCUUUCCUUUUAUUAAAUGGCAAGAAUGAGAAUCAAAGAGUGAUGAGAAUUCCUGACAAAUGAUUCAGUUAGAUUUCUUUUAAAUAAAAACCACCCUAGUAAUAGUAACGGGGUGUAUUGAAUCACCACUCAAUGCAAGCACUCUACUAAACACUUGGAAAAGUACAACAGAAACAAAAGACACAUUCCCUGCAUUUGUGCAUCAAGGUUCAUCACACACCUAGCCUUGGCCAACUAAAGAACUCCUAAGAGAAGAAGCAGUCCAGAAUCAGGGCCACAAUGGGAGGUGGAGGUUCUGAGUUCUUCGGGGUUCUGCAACAGAAUUCCCUUGAUUGAACAAGCCAUUAGAAAACCGAUUUGAGUACCACCAACCUACAGGACAGCGUUCUUAGGGGGCCGGGCUGAGCUGAUUAAUGAUUGCCAGCUGCUUUUGAAAAUGUGAAAUGCUAGAGAAACAUGCAGUGGGCAAUUCUAUUACAUUCCAAGAUGGUUUUCCUCAUCUGCUAAAGAUCCGAUAAGGAUAUCAGUUGUGAUGAAGAUAUGUGCUCGGAAGCUGAAACUAAAAUUGCCACCGGAUUCAGAAGCUGCCUAGAAUUGAACUGACGACACUGAAAAGGAAAGGUUAACAAACCCAACCCAAUCAGGCUUUGUCGAAGCUUUACCAUUUACUGGUCAAUUUAAAGAGUCCAACGUGAUUAUUUAUUGAUGAUGCGAGUGUGGUGCAUUAGCUGUACAAGCACGAUUGAAAAACAUCCCUCAGAAGAUAAGUUUUGACCUAGUACCCUGAGGUAAAUUAUAUUUAAGCAAAUAUGCAUUCCAGUAAGACAUAUUUGUACAUAUUGUGUGGUGUAGAGUGAAAAUAAGAAACAGUUACUCUGUAUCUAUGCUUUUCAAAUACCACUGUCCUGAGAUGUUUUGAUUAUUUGAAUGCUCUCAGUAGAGAUUUUAAAAUCAUCUAUAAAAGUGUAUUUUGUAAUGAUAUGUUGUCUCUGGGAUGUAUUUGCAUGCUUUCUUUUCAAGAAAUUAAAUGAAAUUAAUGGGAGCUCCUUGUUUAUAUCCGAAGGCAGAAUUCAACCCCAAGGAUUGUACAGUAAAUAUACAAAACAUUAAGACUGGAUCUUUAUGGUCCUAAUUUUGCAUGAGAUUCUCCAGUUGUGCCCAAUAUGACAGGUGAGUCUACAUUCAUUCACAAAAGAUUCAAAAAUCUUGUCCCAGAUUUAGUCCCUGCCACCAUUUGAGAAUGCCAAGCAACCAUCUGAUUUUCCAAACAUGUAGUGUGCCCUGGUUUAGCCCUUGAGAGUCAGAACAGACUUAGUGAUAUAAAAUAUAAAGGAGGGACUUGGAGGGCUGGAAAAGAGGUUUCUGGGGCUGUCCAUUGAGGAGAUCACCCACAGCUGCCCAAACCUUUCAUUCUAGAAGCAACUUCUUGGCCUUCAAGGGCUGAUUCUCCCUGAAGAAAUGGAAUUUAUAUUUCCACAACAAUAGCUUUUUAUGUACAAGAAGUGUAAUGUUUGCUGUGUCACUUCUACCUGGUCGUAUUCAAUCUCCAUUUUAACUUCUACUGAUUUUGUGUGUGUGUGUGUGGCAGGGGUUGGGGGUUGCUGCUGGGGAGGAGGAACCUCAGCUGAGUCACAAUUCUGUUCCAUUAUGAAGCAGAAAUAAGGUAUUAUGUACAUCAUUUCAAACUAAUAUGAAGGGAUACAAUGUACAAGAUAUAUGUUCAAUGUUUUGUGAGUGUGGAUUACAGUGAAUGUCAGUGCUUUUGUGAAAAUGUUUAUUUUUCUAUUACUUGUGAUUUAAUAUAGCUGAUUAAAUUAGAUUUAUUUGUAAUUAAUAGUUCUAUUCAAUUUUUGCUUAUGGAAACAGUGUUACUUGACAUUUUGAGCCUUCUCAGGUUUUGUAGUUCAUCUAAAUCAGUUGUCACUUUAAAAAAGAACACUAUUUGUACACAACGUUCAUGAAUAAAAGGGUUGUCCACUUUCCAUACAGCUUUAUGUGGUUUGCGUGCAGUUUUUGUGGACAGCUUGGUAAAAUAACUAUACCUACUUACUGUCCGAUAGCAGCAGAAGUCAGGUACAACCAUAACAGUUAGUGGCCUGCUGUAGCAAACUGAGGCAGAAAAAAGAUCCAAUAAAAUCAUGAAACACUG
This is a messenger RNA of Tachyglossus aculeatus (Australian echidna), 4726 nucleotides long. RefSeq names its product purinergic receptor P2Y1 (gene P2RY1). The transcript has 3 exons. Gene Ontology annotation, molecular function: G protein-coupled ADP receptor activity; A1 adenosine receptor binding; G protein-coupled ATP receptor activity. Gene Ontology annotation, biological process: phospholipase C-activating G protein-coupled receptor signaling pathway; relaxation of muscle; platelet activation. The coding region runs from base 245 to 1369 and encodes 374 amino acids. Gene Ontology annotation, cellular component: plasma membrane. The record is from RefSeq and is a predicted model, not a curated record. NCBI's taxonomy places the organism in Eukaryota, Metazoa, Chordata, Mammalia, Monotremata, Tachyglossidae.